UUUAUUCGUUUAAGUAUUGUUCCGAAAUUUUCAGUGCAAGAAAAAAGAAAAAUAUAUUUAUUUUGUAAAAUAUUUCAAAACUUAAAAAAAAUUUGUAGUGGUUAAUUCUUCCGAUAAAAAAAUGGAAGGCGAAAGUAUGGAUGAAAUAAUCAAAACAAUUACGACAGCACUUGACCACUGUAGGCCCGGCACAAACGACCAGAUCAUCAAGCGCAUAUCAAAGAAGCACAACAUACAAGAAGAUAUCGUACGCGGCAUUCUAAUUGGGCCCUUAGAGGGCUUAGAUGAGGAGAAUGCCGAAACCGGUAAAUUAAGUAAUUAUGAUGAGAACGAUGAGGACAACGGUGAGGACGAUGAGUAUGUUGCUGAACGUAGAAUGAAUACACCCGGCAAAAAGUUUCGCCGGGCUAAAAAACUGAAGUAAAAAGAAUCGAAGAAUAUAACUUCAG
Molecule: messenger RNA, 449 nt
Organism: Teleopsis dalmanni
Lineage: Eukaryota; Metazoa; Arthropoda; Insecta; Diptera; Diopsidae
Exons: 2
Coding region: 122-424 (100 amino acids)
Source: RefSeq, a predicted model, not a curated record